GCUGGGUUCGCCGGGACGUCCAGGUUUACCAACAUUUUAUCUGUGGAGGAACACAGCUGAGGAAUGGGCUGCUUUUAAGCAAACUAAUUUCUACCAGCUACUGUCGGCUGGUUUUCCUACUAAGGAAGGACCUGCAGGACCUCGUGGAGAGAUGGGAAAACCUGGCAUACAGGGGCCACCUGGUGAACCUGGAGAGGACGGACAACCAGGGAUCCCGGGAGAAAUGGGGGACCCAGGCCCCAGAGGGCCCCCAGGACGGCCCGGGACCCCAGGCAGAGAUGGGGACGAUGGGGCAGACGGUCAGCCGGGGGCUCCUGGACCUCCUGGAUUGCAUGGUCCAUGGGGCCACAGAGGAGAACGAGGACCAAAGGGAGAGAAAGGUGAUGAGGGUCUGGUUGGCGACCGCGGGCCCUGGGGGGAAACUGGUGGGCCUGGUGAGAAGGGUGAAGCUGGGCUGCCUGGUCCCCCUGGUCCUGUUGGACUUCCAGGACACCAGGGGGUCCGAGGUGCAGAGGGGGAAGAAGGACCCGCUGGACCCGACGGGGAGAGCGGACUGGACGGCUCCUCGGGCCCCCCAGGGCCACCAGGAGCGCCGGGUUUGACCGGACCAGUUGGUGCUCAAGGAGCUAACGGCUCGAGGGGCGAAAUGGGCCCAGCUGGUGCUGUUGGCCUCCAGGGUCCUGAGGGGCCUCUGGGUCUGCAGGGACAGAUCGGACCUCCAGGACACAGAGGACCUCAGGGUCAUCCAGGACUGAUGGGCGCUGCUGGGCCUAAAGGAGAUCCUGGGCCUCUGGGGCCGGUGGGCCCCCGGGGGGAUCCUGGCGUUGAGGGCCCUACGGGUUUGCCAGGCAGGCCGGGUCAUCUGGGUUUCCCAGGAGCCACGGGGAACAGAGGAGCCGACGGAGACAAAGGAGACGCAGGAUCUAAAGGCGACAAAGGAGUUCCAGGGGCCACAGGCGUCUGGGGCCCUCAGGGGGAGCGGGGCCCCGUCGGUCUGCCCGGCUUCCCUGGGGUCAGCGGCCCGCCGGGCCCUGCAGGCACGGAGGGGACGGACGGUGAGGGCGGCCUGCAGGGGAAACAGGGCAGCCAGGGGUUAAAGGGGAACAGAGGACAAGAUGGCCGACCUGGCAAACCUGGACCAAGAGGCAACAAGGGUUUGUCUGGACUGAGGGGCCAUCCUGGCCCACCGGGCCCAAUGGGUUUCUCUGGGCAAACGGGACCGCGGGGAGCAGAAGGAAAGCCUGGUACACAGGGUUUGCAGGGCGCAGACGGCGGCGCCGGCUUCAGAGGCUCCAGGGGUUUUCCAGGAAAUGCUGGUGAGAGAGGAGCAGACGGGCCGCCCGGGUCACCGGGGCCACCAGGAAAGACGGGGCCCCCGGGAUCUCCGGGUCCACCAGGAGAAAAAGGUUUCACGGGGAAACCCGGCCUGGAAGGACCUCAGGGCCCAGUUGGCAUGUAUGGUGUAGUUGGGGCUCUGGGCAUGCGAGGGCCUCCAGGAUCAAUGGGAGAACGGGGUGAACCGGGGAUAAGAGGAUUACUGGGCCCUACUGGGAAGCCGGGUUCUAAAGGUCUGCCAGGUUCUCCUGGAGAGAAAGGACCUCACGGAUCUCAGGGCCGACCUGGAGAUGAAGGACCCAAAGGAGUCCUGGGACCGCCUGGCCCUCCUGGUCUUCCAGGUCCCAGCGGUGGGACGGGCAAACCUGGACCCAGAGGAAGCAUCGGGCCCCCAGGGCCUCAGGGGCCGCAGGGGCCAGCAGGAAUCCCAGCCCCACAAGGCGCUGAUGGCUCAAUGGGACCAGUAGGAGAAAAAGGACACAGGGGUUUCCCCGGACUGCCAGGCGAUCCAGGAGCCCCAGGACUGAGCGGACCGCAGGGUCUUCCUGGUCUUGGAGGAACCGAGGGUCCAACUGGAAGGAAAGGAGAUCAGGGGGAUCUGGGUUCAUGUGGGGCGCUUGGAGCUCAAGGACCCGAAGGGGAACGAGGAUCCGAGGGAGAUAAAGGCCCCCAAGGGCCACCGGGGCCAGCCGGCAGAGAGGGGGAAGUCGGGCAUCCUGGUGAACCUGGAGACCCAGGACCCGAAGGAGAGAAGGGCGAUGUAGGACUUCCUGGUCAGACCGGCCCAGAGGGCCCCUGGGGGUCCAUCGGGGAAAACGGGUCCCAGGGGCCCAAGGGAGAAAAGGGAAACAACGGGAGAAUGGGUGAGCCUGGAGCAGCCGGUGACCCGGGUCCUGGAGGUCUGUCAGGGCUCCAGGGGAUCGCGGGUCGUCCAGGACGACCAGGACCAGAUGGACCACCGGGAGAGAAGGGGGAACCAGGGCCAGCCGGACUCUCUGGACCUCCAGGAUCAGACGGUCCUCAGGGGGUCAUUGGACCCAGAGGGGUCAGAGGAGACGCCGGCGGGUUCGGACCGCCUGGUCAAACUGGUCAAGCUGGACCAAAGGGGGAUGAAGGAGCCAAAGGUGAACCCGGGAUGUUAGGGGUCACAGGUGAACCAGGAGUACCAGGCCCACCAGGAGAACAGGAUGAAGACGGUCUUCCAGGAAUCCAAGGUCCUUCAGGUCUACCAGGGUUGGAGGGACCCCCGGGACAGAUGGGAGCUCAGGGUCCUGCCGGCCUUGUAGGGGCUCCUGGAAUAUAUGGAAAACCUGGAUCUGAAGGGAAACAAGGCGCCAAAGGAGAAAAGGGAGAUGAUGGUGAAAUUGGACCUUCAGGGAAAACCGGUCCCAUGGGAAGGAGGGGGAGACGGGGAAAGGCUGGAGUCAGAGGGACCAGAGGAGACCGAGGACCAAAGGGUGAAGCAGGAGAAAAGGGGAUGACAGGCCUGCUUGGCUGGCCAGGAAGCAUUGGAAUUCCUGGGCUACCUGGAGAUCUGGGGGAUCAAGGUGAAAAGGGAGAAGAGGGUGAGAAAGGAGACAUGGGAAUACCUGGACCACCUGGACCUGAGGGCAAAAAGGGUAGUCGAGGUCCAGUCGGAUUUACCGGUCCAGCCAGCCAGAAAGGAGAACAGGGAAACAUCGGUCCGCCCGGGCCGAGGGGAGUUCUGGGAAUGCCCGGCUUACCUGGAUGGUUUGGAUUAAAGGGGUUGAAAGGUUACCAAGGUCAACCUGGACUUCCUGGAAGGAGAGGCCUCCCAGGCCCGCCUGGUGUUCCUGGCCCCCCAGGAAAGUCACUGAACAUGACUUUCACUCAAAUAAAGAGCCUGAUGUACAUGUCAGACAAGCCGAACUUCUUCCUGAUCCAGACGCUGCUGGACUCCCUGCAGCAGGAGCUGCGGCUGCUGCUGGAUCCUCCUGACGGGACCAAGCGGCGCCCGGCCACCACCUGCCUGGAGCUCUGGCUCUGCCACCCCGAGUUCAGCAGCGGUGAGAAACGGUCCAACGUUAAUGGAACCAUCAUCUCAUUCCUAAAGCAGGAGAUACAGUGUCCUAGUUCAAGAAGAAUCAUAUGCUAAUAUGCUAACUUUUCAAAUUAAAAGAUAUAAACUUGGA
Xiphophorus maculatus (southern platyfish) is the source of this 3488-nucleotide messenger RNA. RefSeq names its product collagen alpha-1(I) chain-like. NCBI's taxonomy places the organism in Eukaryota, Metazoa, Chordata, Actinopteri, Cyprinodontiformes, Poeciliidae. The transcript is spliced from 56 exons. The record is from RefSeq and is a predicted model, not a curated record. Bases 152 to 3451 code for a protein of 1099 amino acids.